GAGGAAGUUUGUGGUACAUUAAUGCUCUUUCUGUAGAGCAAGGGACCCGUGAGUGAGUAUCUCUGUUAGCAUUUAGCAAGGUAUUAGUUACGUCUUCGAGAUAUCAGAAACAGAUAUGUCUCACACAAUUCUGCUGGUGCAGCCCACCAAGAGACCGGAAGGCAGGACAUAUGCAGACUACGAGUCUGUCAACGAAUGCAUGGAAGGAGUGUGCAAGAUGUAUGAAGAACAUCUGAAGAGGAUGAAUCCUAACAGCCCUUCUAUCACAUAUGACAUAAGCCAGUUAUUUGAUUUCGUUGAUGAUCUUGCUGACCUCAGCUGUCUUGUGUACAGGGCAGACACGCAGACCUACCAGCCCUACAACAAAGACUGGAUCAAAGAAAAGAUCUACAUCCUGCUGAGGCGUCAAGCCCAGCAGGCUGGAAAAUAGGGAGUGGGUGGGAGAUGCAAAUGGACUGAGAUAUUUUUGAUGCAAGACAUCAACUUCAUCUGAACUAUGCAACAUCACAGGACUGAAUAGCCAGGCCUAGUGGUAAUGUGCUGCUGCUUAGUUCACAUGUUGUUGCAUGUCUAUUUAGUCAAAUGCAUAAAGUUAAAUGUUACAAUAUUUUCCAUUUAAAAUUUUUGUAACAAACAGAAGGUGGGGACUUGGCAUAUUUAUCAGACAUGAGGCUAAGAUGGGUAAAAUGGGUACAGGAUUUGUUUUUUUUUAGUCCCGCUCAAUUGAUUAUGAUGUGUUUUCUUGUGUUUUGUUUUUUAAAUUGUAGUUUAAUCCAGUAAAGUAUACUGUUUACACA
This is a messenger RNA of Triplophysa rosa, 797 nucleotides long. RefSeq names its product ERH mRNA splicing and mitosis factor (gene erh). The record is from RefSeq and is a predicted model, not a curated record. The coding region runs from base 116 to 430 and encodes 104 amino acids. NCBI's taxonomy places the organism in Eukaryota, Metazoa, Chordata, Actinopteri, Cypriniformes, Nemacheilidae. The transcript has 4 exons.